AUGCUAGAUAGUGUGAAAGCUUUACUUUCCUCUCACGAGGUGGUUGUCACAGUGAUCUUGAACUCUGUUGAUGCUGUUCCUCUACGAAGGGUUGGACUACAGCCCGUCCUCGCCCAAUUAGCAGCACACCCGAAUAUUCGGCUCAUCUGCUCUGCCGACACGUCGGACUUCUCUCUCUGGGACAGUAGCUUGCGGUCAUCGUUCAAUUUUGUGUUCCACGAUUGCACGACGUUUGCACCCUUUACGGCAGAGCUUGAAGUUGUCGACGAUGUGCAUGAGCUCCUAGGCCGAAAGGCUAGGCGCGUUGGUGGAAAGGAAGGCGUGACGUAUGUUCUUCGUAGUCUACCGGAGAACGCCAAGAACUUGUUCCGACUACUUGUUGGGGAAGUUCUGGCGAUUAUGGAUGAUGAGGGUGGACCUGACGGGGAGAACCCCGGCGUGGAAUAUAGGAUGGUGUAUAACAAGGCGGUGGAAGAAUUUAUAUGCAGUUCGGAGAUGGCUUUUCGAACACUGCUGAAAGAAUUCCACGACCACCAGAUGAUUACAAGUCGUAAGGAUGUUCUAGGUACCGAGCUGCUAAGCGUCCCUUUCCAGAAGGAAGAGCUCGAGGCGAUAUUGGAAGACUUAAUGUCAUGA
Molecule: messenger RNA, 636 nt
Organism: Daldinia childiae
Lineage: Eukaryota; Fungi; Ascomycota; Sordariomycetes; Xylariales; Hypoxylaceae
Product: Origin recognition complex subunit 2
Exons: 2
Coding region: 1-636 (211 amino acids)
Biological process (GO): DNA replication
Cellular component (GO): nucleus; nuclear origin of replication recognition complex
Molecular function (GO): DNA replication origin binding
Source: RefSeq, a predicted model, not a curated record